This is a messenger RNA of Gongylonema pulchrum, 165 nucleotides long. NCBI's taxonomy places the organism in Eukaryota, Metazoa, Nematoda, Chromadorea, Rhabditida, Gongylonematidae. The record is from the annotation of a GenBank genome assembly.
GUGCAAACGUUGCGGCACUUGAAACAGUAUUUUGAAAUAACGUUCAAAAUUGACGAGUGGAAGAAGAUAUGCAAAGAGAAUGAACAAAAAUUGGGUUCUGAUGAAAAAGCACUGAUGACCUGUGUGGGAAUUGGCUUCUCCAAUCUCAACAAAACUGUGCUAUGA